Molecule: messenger RNA, 2061 nt
Organism: Maudiozyma barnettii
Lineage: Eukaryota; Fungi; Ascomycota; Saccharomycetes; Saccharomycetales; Saccharomycetaceae
Exons: 1
Coding region: 1-2061 (686 amino acids)
Biological process (GO): ubiquitin-dependent protein catabolic process; protein ubiquitination
Molecular function (GO): ubiquitin protein ligase activity
Source: RefSeq, a predicted model, not a curated record
AUGAGUGGAACCAGCAAUACACUUGCUGCAAUGUCUACUGGUGUAGAUGCAGAUGCGUACAUUCUAGAUCAUGCACCUCUGUAUGAAACUAUAUUUUAUUAUUAUAUGGGGUAUCUAUUAUCUCCGUUUGCUAUGAUCUGUUUCCUGACAAUUCUUAUAUCGAAUAGGGUAAUUGUAAUGAGUUCAGUACGUGAUAAGUAUGGUAAUCAAGGGAAACAUUCAUCUUUGCCCCUGUGGUCGAAUAUAUUGUUGCAUGGUGGUAUUACAGUCCUUUUAGGGUUAUGUUUUAUCCAAUCAUUACAUGAGAUGAAUGUAACAGAUGUAUUUUUCAAAAUAUUUAUUGAAAACGAUGAUCCUUCAUUCUUAUAUAUGAGAUUGCUUGCUGUAGUGGCUUGUUCUCAUAUAAUAGAAGCAUUUAUGAGUAGCACAUUAGAUAUUAAGCCAUUAUAUGAUUUUGAUUAUUCGUUAUUUGAAAUGGCAUUACAAUACUAUUUAUAUAUGGUAUCGUUAAAACAUAGAGCACCCUUAUCUCCAAGAAUAGAAAAUCUUACACAAAAUCAAAUGUUAUUAGAUUCACUAGUUAUCAUAACGAACAAUAUAGUGAUUCAUAGUUUGGAAUUAUUAAAUCUAAGGAAAUUCAGAUUGAUUUUAUCCAUUAUUACUAAUGUUGUUCAUUUUUAUUAUACAAAAGAUAAUUUUAUGGUAAUUAUAGGUACAAAUAGAUUAUACGUUACAUAUUUAAGACUUUUCUUCAAAUUCCUACCGAUUGUUGUAAUACUAUUGAAUAUUACAUACAUGGUAUUCGAUUGGUUUAUUCAUAAAUGCUUCUCCAAGGAUGUUUCUACUCAAUUACAAUUUUUCAAAGAAUUAAAAUAUUUCUAUAGAUUAAAUUCAGAUCAAGAAAUGACAAGAACAGUAAUGAUUUUAGCUAGACGAAUGUUGGAAAAGAAUUCUUCUUCGCUCAAGUUGAAUCAUGUUGCAUUAGAUUCUGCAACUGAGUCUUUGGAAACUGGUUUUGAUAGAAAUGGAAUUUCGAAUGAUAAUGUGUUUAUUAGUGGAUAUUUGAACAAAUUACAAACAUCACCGGAGGAUACAGUUGCCCAGGAAACAAAGAUAUCUCAUGGUAACAAUAAUAAUCAGAAUAAGGAGGAUAAUGAUAAUUAUAAAUUAAAUAUUCCUUCCUGUUUUACAAAACUUAAGUGGUCUGCUGAUUUAUUUCUUUUAUCAUUGGAAGCCAUUUUGCAAAUAAGUCGUCAAAUAGUAAUGGUGUCGUUGAAUUUUCUAAAGAUCAGGAAAUCACCUGUCGCAGAUGAUGACGAUGAUGAAAAGCAUAAAAAAAGUGUCCAUAGUCAUGAUCAUCAUUUUAAGGAUCUCAAUAGAUUGGUGACAUCACACAACUAUUACAAAUUUCUGACUAGAUAUACAUUGAGUCCAGAUGGUAAUCAACAAAUUGAACAAUUCGAUAUACACAAAUAUCUAUUACCUAACGAUGAUACUUCCCCAGAUUAUUGUUUACCAAAUGACACGGAUGAACAUAACAAAGCAUUAAAGGCUCAAGAUAAAAUGGCAUUUAUUCCUACGGAUACUGACGGAAUGAAAGUUGAAUUAGUUCAAUUAUUUUCUGAUUUUAACUCUAAUAUGAUGGAGUCUACGGACAAUUUGAACUGGUACAAUUCCAUGUACUCUAUACUAAAAUAUGAACUGGAGAAUGACAAGGAGAGAGUAACAAGAGCUCAAUAUGGAGCAUCAAACGAUGAGACCAUAUUAAAUGAAGUCGUCCUCGAGAGGUGGACUGCCAACGAAGAUUUGCGCGAACAAGUCAACGGGAGUAAUUCGAAUGUGUUUGAUUAUGAUGAUGAUGAUGAUGAUGAUAAUACAGAUGAAGGAUUAGACUUGCUCUGUGUAAUCUGUUUGCAAGAAGUUAGAAAUAUUGCCUUUUGGCCUUGUCGAUGUCUGUCCAUAUGUAAUGAUUGCCGGAAAACUCUGGGAUCAAGAGGGUUCAGUACAUGUGUAUCGUGUAAGUCAGAAGUUGAAGGUUACACCAAGUUAAAUAUAGUAUAA